UCCAGUAGGAGACAGAAGUUCAAACUGUCCAGACAUUAGUCUACAUUUUCCAAAGCCUAUCUUUUUUGGAGCCGUUGUCACGCUAAUUGUUUCUGUUGAAAUGGAUUUUAGAUUGCUACUUCUCUGUUGUCUUUAUAUCGCUGUUGUGGCAGCAGCUUUUCCAUCAGAAACGAGGAAUAUAGAGAAACGUGAUGUCAUGGAAUCCAUGAAGAAUGCUUGGAACGAAGUCGUGAAGACCCUAAGCGAUGCUGGCGAUGCGGUCGUUCACGUAUUCAAGCCAACAGAAAAGAGUGUCAUCGAUAAAAUGGCAGAUAGUGUUAAGAGCUUGACGCAAUAACCGGUUUCAUUGAUAUCAACACCUAAUAAUUACAACAGCAAUAUCGUUGUGGAUGAAUUGUGUCGUUGGGAUCACCAAAUUUUAUUAAUUAAUCGAAACAAACAUAUUUUAGAUCAAAAUACAUGGUAAUAAUUGUUUCCGUACACAUUCUUCCCCCGCGAUGAUAUUUUAAGGCUGUUGUCUCAUGUGACAGUUUGAAUGUGUUUAAUAUUAUUAUUAUAUUUAUCGUAUUUUAUUGUCUUUUAGUUUAAUGUUUUACUGAAUUUACCUACGUUUAAUAUUCAAGAAUGUUUAAUGGUAGUCAUUCUUUCAAUCUCGAUAUCUUUGUAUUAGGUAUAAACAUGUAUAAACCACACAUUUUUCCUUGUCUGUAGCAAUAGUUUGAAUUUAAUGAAUGAAUCAUAUAUUUUUUUAAAUUGCUCAAU
This is a messenger RNA of Bombyx mandarina (wild silkworm), 762 nucleotides long. RefSeq lists its product as uncharacterized. The record is from RefSeq and is a predicted model, not a curated record. NCBI's taxonomy places the organism in Eukaryota, Metazoa, Arthropoda, Insecta, Lepidoptera, Bombycidae.